GCCCUUCUCCCGGGCCGGGCUCGGGAGCGUGGCGGAGCAUGGCCAUGGCUUUCCCCGCCGUGGGGCCGCGCCCUUUCCCGCUGCUGCUGGACGCCGAGCCGCCGCGCUACCUGCCGGAGCCCGAGCCGGAGCCGGAGCCGCUGCCUCGGCGCCGCCGCCCCCCGGGUCCCCCGCGGCCCCCGCGGCCCCCGCGGCCCGGGCUGCAACCGCGUCUGCGCCGGCGGCCCGGAGCCCCGCGGCCCCGCGACGUGCGGAGCAUCUUCCAGCAGCCGCGGGACCCGCGCGUCCCGGCCGAGCGCGGCGCCGGACACCGCUUCGGGGAGCUGCCGCCGCCCGGCCCCGCCGCCCCAGCCUGGUGCGACCUGUGCGGACGGGAGGUGCGGCAGCGGGCGCGGCGCUGCGCCAACUGCCAUUACACUUGCCACCAGGAAUGCCAAGAGCUGAUCCAGCUGGACUGCAGUCAGCGGGACGGACCAGCCCGGAUCAGGCCUCCCCCAGGAAGCACCCUCACUCUCCCAUCCGGCUCCCACCAGAAUGUCUGCAAACCUCUGGAGGAGGAGGAAGAGGAGGAGGUGAAGCCCCGGGCCCCCACGCUGCAGGAGAUCAAGCAGAAGAUCGACAGCUACAAUGCCAAGGAGAAGAACUGCCUGGGCAUGAAGCUGGGCGACGACGGCACCUACACCGGCUUCAUCAAAGUGCACCUGAAGCUGCGGCGGCCCGUGACGGUGCCCGCCGGCGUCCGGCCCCAGUCCGUGUACGACGCCCUCAAGGAGGUCAAUCCGGCGGACAUCACGGACAAGCGGACUUCUUUCUAUCUUCCCCUGGACGCCAUCAAGCAGCUGCACAUCAGCAGCACCACCACGGUCAGUGAGGUCAUCCAGGGCCUGCUCAAGAAGUUCAUGGUGGUGGACAAUCCCCAGAAAUUCGCCCUCUUCAAGCAGAUACGCAAGGACGGGCAAGUGCUCUUCCAGAAACUCUCCAUCGCAGACUGCCCCCUCUACCUCCGCCUGUUGGCCGGCCCGGACACGGACGUCCUCAGUUUCGUGCUGAAGGAGAAUGAAACCGGGGAAGUGGAGUGGGACGCCUUCUCUAUCCCGGAGCUGCAGAAUUUCCUCAUCAUCCUGGACAAAGAGGAGAACGAGAAGAUCCAGCAAGUGCACAAGAAGUACAGCAAGUUUAGGCAGAAACUGCAAAAGUCCCUGAAAGACGCCCAAGGCCAACCGGGGUAGUUUCCCCCAACUUUGCCCCUCGUCGGUCCCAAGGAGGAUGGAUGGAUGGAUGGGAUUAUUUCACGACGACACUUUCUCAGGACUCCCCCUGGCUGGGCACGUCCCCGAUCCCACACCCAGUUGCUCCAGAAGUGGCACACCCCUGCCAAAGGACUAGCCUUUCCUGUUGGAUUUUAUUUUCUACAUCCCUCCCUGGCUGGGAACUCUGCUCCAGGGACACUGCCAGUCUAUUAAGAAAGAAAAGUCUCCUUCUCUCUCCCAGCCCGUGGACUCUUCCCAAGCCAAAUACAGCUGCUGCUGCUGCUGCUCCCCUCCGGAGCGCCCAGCCGAGGAGGCGGCCCCUCCCAGCAAACCAUGACAGAGGAAAGACCGAAAACAACAAAAAAAUGUUAAGGCACGAGCGCUCUCCCCCGGCCUUUCACGCUGACUCGGUUUCCCUUGACCCAGGCCCUCACCCCCCUCCUCCCACAGACGGCUUUAUUUAUUUUAUGGGUGGCGUGGGCUGCAUCUGGUGAGGACCGCCCGCUUCUCCCGAAGUGGGUAAAACCGAGUCACGAGGUCCGGGAGAUCGGGGGGCGGGGUGGAGGCGGUCGAUCCUCCUCUAUACACCAAAUGGACCAUCCCUCUGGCACAGAGCCUCCGCCCAGAGCAGCUGGGCUGUGACCUCAAGGACUUAGGCCUAGGCAGGCCGGAAUUUCAGGCUUCCAGGUGAGAAGGGAGCCCGUUGGGUCAGGCGCAGGAUGGUGCGUGAGCGGUCGUGCGUUUGUGGGUGCACCCGGUUGGUGUCGAUGCAUUAGGGUUUGCUUUUGAGAAAUAUUACUGCAAUCUGCCUUUGUUCUGCUGCCUUCUCCCAAGGACCCCAGCCCAUCCCCGCCCUUCUUUUCUCCUCGGAGGGAGGAAAAUGGGGGUGGUCGGAUAAACCCAGCCUCCCCGUCCCAGCCCGUCCAUCCUCCAUCCCGGAGUCGUCCGGGGCUUGGGGGUGGGGAGGUCAGUCCCCUCCCACGCUGAUCCCCGUUCUCCCUUGGGCCUCUGCUCCGUCCCAGGCCCAAAGGGCGACUCCGCGAAACUCCGCACUUUCCCGACCAACCCGCUGCCUCCUUUCCAGACCCCUGACUGGGCGCAUCCUGUCCCCGGUGUGACCUGAGGCUGGAAGGCCACAAGCAUCUCUUGACUCUCCCCACCCGCCAAGUCCUCUCCCUCUCCUUUGACCUCAGUGCCUUUUUUAAUGUCAAAGUGAGGACAGGAUAGAAAGGCUCCAGGGUGGGCCUCCCCUCUGCUGCUGUCCCCACGAGAAGGGUGACAGGUACCCGGGCCAAGCGGAGUGCGGGAAAGGGGACGAGGACACGAAGCUUACGUUCCCCCGCAGUGGCCCGGGGAGAACACGGUGGUCGGUGGGGAUGGAGGGCAAAAGCGGCCGCCAACUUGGGGGCUCGCUCUCCCCCUCUUGGGUGAACCACCAGGAUGGCGGCAAUGGGUCCAAAGUACAUGGGGAAAAGAGGAGUGACUUUUUUCCCCCCUGCUGUCCCUGCUGGAAGGGGAAGCUGGUACCUAAUGCUCUGCCUUCGGGGAGCAGCAGCCCCCACUGCCUCCACUCCGGCCCCGGAGAGGACGGUGACCUCUCGCUACAAGCUGUAAAGAUUAAAGCCGCAAAAGCUGCAUGCUCGAUAGUUUUUUUUAAAAAAACUCCAUCUCGCAACUUCCCUCCGGUGUAAGUUUUCAAAUGGAAAAGUCCUUUUCUCCUGCUUCUCCACCCCCCCGCCCCCCGUCGCAAGCCCAGCAUGUCUUUAAACAAGGCACACGGCCAUAGCUGGCUUACCGUGAAUGCUGCUGAAAACCUCCCUUUGCUGGGAUGGCUAUUUUUUUUAAAAGAGAAAAACAAAAACCGUUAAAUAUAUAGAGAGAGCGAGAGAGAGGGGGAUGGGGGCAUUUAUACUUAAAAAAAAAAAAUAAUAAACUAUUGAAAAGUUCAGAUCCUAACUGAAGCCCAGCUUGACACUGGUCUUGAGCUGAGCUGAGGUCUCAGUCUCUCCCAAGGUUGUAGGGUCAGUAUCCUUUCCCUCCACAAGCUGGGUGUGACUGCCGGCGACGUUGCUAGGGUUGUGUUGCUCGACGAGCGAGCGUGUUGCGUGGAUUACUUUUUAUUUUAAUGUCAGUUUGUCUUGUAAAAACAAAAGCGAAUAAAUAAACGCUUUCUCGGCCAAACACGCCCUCCGAAA
Molecule: messenger RNA, 3445 nt
Organism: Ornithorhynchus anatinus (platypus)
Lineage: Eukaryota; Metazoa; Chordata; Mammalia; Monotremata; Ornithorhynchidae
Gene: RASSF5
Product: Ras association domain family member 5
Exons: 6
Coding region: 39-1229 (396 amino acids)
Biological process (GO): signal transduction
Cellular component (GO): nucleus
Source: RefSeq, a predicted model, not a curated record